CAUCGCUGCCGCUUUAUGAAACCAUAAUGUAUGCUAUUGUUAUUUUACUACUGUUCCACUUCCACAAUACAUCUGCGGUGACUCACUCUCUGAAGUAUUUCUACACCGGGUCUUCUGGAGUCCCAAACUUCCCAGAGUUUGUGUCUGUUGGAUUGGUUGAUGACGUUGAGUUUGUUCACUAUGACAGUAACACCAAGAGACAAGAACCCAAACAGGACUGGAUGAGCAGAGUCACAGAAGAUGAUCCUCAGUACUGGCACACGCAGACUGAGGUCGCUUUGGGUCACCAGAAGGUCUUCAAAAACAACAUUGAAGUUGCAAAGCUGCGCUUCAACCAAGGGGGUGCCCACAUUUACCAGAGGAUGUACGGCUGUGAGUGGGAUGAUGAGACUGGAGAGGUCAAUGGUUUUUAUCAGGAUGGUUAUGAUGGAGAAGACUUCAUAGCAUUUGACCUGAAGACAGAGUCAUGGAUCUCUCCAAAACCACAGGCUGUCAUCACCAGACACAAGUUGGAUCAUGACAAAGCUUGGAUAGCUCAGCAGAAACACUACCUGACCCAGCAGUGUCCUGAGUGGGGGAAGAAGUAUCUGAACUAUGGGAGGAGCUCUCUGCUGAGAACAGAUCUUCCCUCAGUGUCUUUCCUCCAGAAGUCUCCCUCCUCUCCAGUCAGCUGCCACGCUACAGGUUUCUACCCUGACAGAGCCAUGAUGUUCUGGAGGAAAGAUGGAGAGGAGCUUCAUGAGGACGUGGACCUCGGAGAGAUCCUCCCCAACCACGAUGGAUCCUUCCAGAUGAGUGUUGACCUGGACCUUUCAUCAGUCCCAGCUGAAGACUGGAGGAGGUACGACUGUGCGUUUCAGCUCUCUGGUGUGGACGACGACAUCGUCACCAAACUGGACAAAGCAGAGAUCAGGACCAACAGAGUGACUCACUCUCUGAAGUAUUUCUACACCGGGUCUUCUGGAGUCCCAAACUUCCCAGAGUUUGUGAUUGGUGGAUUGGUUGAUGACGUUGAGAUGUUUCACUAUGACAGCAACACUAAGAGAACAGAACCCAAACAGGACUGGAUGAGCAGAGUCACAGAAGGCAAAGCUGACUACUGGGAGUAUCAGACUGAGCUGUUGGUGGAUGAACAGCAGACCUUCAAAGUCAGUAUUGAAAAUAUUAAGCAGCGCUUCAACCAAACUGGAGGUGUCCACAUUUACCAGUGGAUGUACAGCUGUGAGUGGGAUGAUGAGACUGGAGAAGUCAAUGGUUUUAUGCAGUAUGGUUAUGAUGGAGAAGACUUUAUAGCAUUUGACCUGAAGACAGAGUCAUGGAUCGCUCCAAAACCACAGGCUGUCAUCACCAAACACAAUUGGGACAAUAACAAAGCUGAGAUAGCUCAGUAUAAACACUACCUGACCCAGGAUUGUCCUGAGUGGGUGAAGAAGUAUGUGGACUAUGGGAGGAGCUCUCUGCUGAGAACAGAUCUUCCCUCAGUGUCUCUCCUCCAGAAGUCUCCCUCCUCUCCAGUCAGCUGCCACGCUACAGGUUUCUACCCUGACAGAGCCAUGAUGUUCUGGAGGAAAGAUGGAGAGGAGCUUCAUGAGGGACGUAACCCUGAGAGAUCCUCCCCAACCACGGAUGGAUCCUUCCAGAUGAGUGUUGACCUGGACCUUUCAUCAGUCCCAGCUGAAGACUGGAGGAGGUACGACUGUGUGUUUCAUCUCUCUGGUGUGGAGGACGACAUCAUCACCAAACUGGACAAAGCAGAGAUCAGGACCAACAGAGAGAAACCCGUUGACAUGAUCAUCCCCAUGGUUGCUGCAGGGGUUGUUCUCGCUCUCGUCCUCAUCGCUGUGAGCGGAGUCGUCAUUUAUAAAAAGAAGAAUGAAAAACGCCCUAUAUGGACAACCGUGAGCUAUCAGACAAACUAAGUCCAAAUACCUAACUCCUAAACCCAUCACCCUGCACACAGGAGCAGUGGGCAGCCAUUUACAGAGGGACCAACUCCAUAUCUGAGCCAGUGAUCGAGGGCACUGACUGGAGAACCUAGUACAGUGGGGGAAACCGGAGCAAAUCCACGGAGAACAAUACAAACUCCACACAGAAAGGCCUGGAACCUAGAUUCGAACCCAGAACCUUCUUGCUGUGAGGCCACAGUGCUAACCAUUGGGCCACCAUCCUCUGGUUCUCUGGUUGGAUCAGAUCACUGGGGGCAACACUGCAAAUCAAUCAGCAACAUCCAGAAACAUGCUGUGCAGAGCACCUGAAAUGUCCCGGAGGUGUAAAUGUUCUCUAUCUGUGAUGUUUUCAGCUUCUCAGCUCACUGAAAUGUUCGUGUAAAUAUCUUGUAAUAUGUGCUAGUAUUUUGGGACGAGGGACGUUUUCUCUCUUAGUUUUGUAAACCAAAAAGCGAUGAAUGUUGAAUUAAGUUGCCUUGCUAUUUCUUUCAUUUUAUAUUGGUGUUUUCCUUUUUAAAAAAAGUGCCCAAUACUCCAAAUGUUUGUGUCUUUUUGUGAACAUCUGUGACUGUAGCUAUAAUUAUAUGAAUAUUGCCUGAGUAUCCACUAGUGUCACAGAGACUAAAUGAAUUUGUCUGACCUAAACUAAAGAGCCAUAAGAACAAAAUAAUUCUUUACAAAUAACUAAAGGAGGAAUUUGACUUUUCACAUGACAAGAAAACACAUGGGAUAACGGUUUGUUUCAGACCUUUUUUGUAAAACGUCUGCAUUCUCUCUCUCGUAUCUCCUUUCUCUAAUAAUACAUUAAAAUGUGUGUUUCUCA
Messenger RNA from Perca fluviatilis (European perch), 2769 nucleotides. Its product is annotated as major histocompatibility complex class I-related gene protein-like. Gene Ontology annotation, cellular component: external side of plasma membrane. Bases 27 to 1919 code for a protein of 630 amino acids. The record is from RefSeq and is a predicted model, not a curated record. The transcript has 11 exons. Lineage: Eukaryota; Metazoa; Chordata; Actinopteri; Perciformes; Percidae. Gene Ontology annotation, biological process: immune response.